Molecule: messenger RNA, 1182 nt
Organism: Pollicipes pollicipes
Lineage: Eukaryota; Metazoa; Arthropoda; Thecostraca; Pollicipedomorpha; Pollicipedidae
Product: retinol dehydrogenase 12
Exons: 2
Coding region: 55-1110 (351 amino acids)
Source: RefSeq, a predicted model, not a curated record
CGCAGCCGGGCGGAUCGAGCGUGACGUCAUCGAGGUGCACCCGAAACCGCCACGAUGAGCAGCUACCUGGCGUUCCUGCGCGAGGACUGGCAGGAGUUCAAGCGCGAGGAGCAGGUGGCCCUGUGGACCACCUACGUGGUGGUGCUGGUGCUGAUCUGGCUGUGGGCGCCGACAGCGCUCUACCUCUGCAUAGGCGGGCUGUGCUACCUGGCGUUCCGGCGCUGGAUGAUCGGCGCCCGCUGCCGCAGCAACGCCACGCUCGAGGGCAAGACGGCCGUGGUGACAGGCGGUAACUGCGGCAUCGGCCGAGAGGCGGCGCUGGAGCUGAGCCGGCGCGGCGCGCGCGUCAUCAUCGCGUCGCGCGACGUCGGCAAGAGCCGGCUGGCGGCGGCCGGCAUCCGGUCGGAGACGGGCGGCGAGGUGAUCGUUAAGCAGCUCGACCUCGGCUCCCUCCAGUCGGUGCGCGCGUUCGCGGACGACGUGAACAAGACGGAGGAGAAGGUGCACCUGCUGGUGAACAACGCCGGCUGCCUGCUGCCCACCCGGCGCACCACCGGCGACGGUCACGAGACCACGUUCCAGGUCAACUACCUCGCGCCGUUCCUGCUCACGCACCUGCUCACCGACAAGCUUGUGCGCAGCGCGCCGGCGCGUGUCAUCAACGUGUCAUCGACGGGCCACUGGUUCACCGACCUCGACCUGAACGACCUGGAAUGCGAGCGGAAACCGUACGCCCUCUGGACCCGGUACGGCACGUCCAAGCUGGCGCAGAUCCUGCACGCGCGCGAGCUGGCGCGGCGCCUGCGCCAGCGCAGCGUCACCGCCUUCUCCUUGCACCCCGGCGUGGUCAACACGGAUAUUUACCGCGAGCAGCGUGGCAAGUGGUACCACUCGGAGUUCCUCAAGGGCGUCCUGUUUAGCUACUUCUUCCGCAACGCGCGGAUGGGUGCACAGACGGUCGUCUACUGCGCAGUGGAGCCAACGCUGACGGCCGAGUCCGGCGGGUACUACUCGGACUGCCGCCGGGGUUGGGCCAGCGCGCAGGCGCAGGACGACCAGCUGGCGGCCAAACUCUGGGCGGCCUCCGAGAAGAUGCUGGGCCUCGAGUGACCCUCCCGCCCGGCUCUGGGUCGUGCGACACGGCGCUGCCGGCCCCUGGGCAUGCCCAGUGGGGAUGAGGGG